CUCAUAUCAGCGUCGAAGAAAUAGAUCCACGCUGUGGCAAUGAUCUCCUCAUCUGACAGAUAAUCACUUUUCACCUUCAAGGAGUAGCACCCGCCCCAUAUCCCCAGACAAUGGGUCUCCCUCAAAACUACGCCCUCCCCACCAUGGACGACGACACAAAAGUCAACAUUCCCUUCCCAGCGGCAACGAAACAAGCUGCAGCCGAAAUCAAUGGCGUCAAAACCGAUGUCAUGUCGGUGUCGUUUGCAGAUAAAAUCAUGAUCACCAUUACUCAAGGCGGACGCAUAGCACAAUGGGUCACCAUACCUCUUCUGAGUGAUAAUCCAACCCAAAGUGAUCCAUAUUUCCAGACAUUAAGCCCCGAAGAAGACGGUUUACUUCCUGCCGCGCGUUUCCAACCUCGAACCCUUCUUGGUGCGGGUGGGCCAGAUCGAGAGGCUUUGGGUCAGCUCUAUGCUUCGCAGAUAGCGCAUGCCAUCACUACCAAGUCGCCUCAGGAAGAUCGCUCGCUUAUGCUAGGGCUUGGUCUCGCCAAAGUGGACUUUGACCGUGAAUUUUUCCUGAAAGUGGUUGAUCUUGUCUUGUCCAUAAUCUAGGAUCACGGGUUUGAUCUUGAUUUGGGCAAGGGAUCUGUGGCGUCGAGUUGAAAUGGUGAUCUUGCGUGCCAGAUUCGACGGCCUGGGUCUGGGUAUUGGCCAUUAGGUGUCUUUGAAUUGGACCGAUGCCGCCCCUUGAUCUCUUCCACCGAUGCGUUAAUCUCAUAGUCUCCUGCCACCAAUGCGAUAAUGCCAAGUUCGGCUUCACCAACACCAUUGGGCUCGAUGGACGGGUGCAGGGCGCUUUGGAGAACGCCUGACCAAGCGAAUCGCUUCGAUAGGUCCAAGGCUAUAUUGUGGGGUUGAUUUCGGAGAGCUGGUUGAAGUCGCAGGAGGAGUCGCAGUGUCUCUGUGGUACGAUUGUGGACCUUGACCUUCAAAGUCGCAAAUUUCUCGGCGGGGAGGAUGAAAUGGGACUUGCCCACUUGUUUCAUAACUUGGUCGCGUUCUGUCGAAGACUCUUCUGACGGCGAUUCAACUGGAGUCAAAGUGUAGUCGAUCUCGACGUGAUCCAACCUCAAAACAUCGACCAUUCGCGGGCUCAAUCGGAUACCCUUUCUCAAGUCGAUUUCGCCCUUUCUUCCUGAGGUCGGUUCCGUCCAUGUUCCUGUCAGACAUUUGAGCAAUUCUUCCCGAUACCAAAAACACUCUCGGGUGGCAGCCUCUGCUUCCGGGCUGAGUUUGGAAGUAGAUACAACGAACUGUUUCUGUUUGUCAAGGUUGGGGAUUGGCGUAUAUGGGUCAGAAAUGAAUAGCCGGUGCACCAGAAGAAU
Messenger RNA from Exophiala mesophila, 1369 nucleotides. RefSeq lists its product as uncharacterized. The transcript has 2 exons. Gene Ontology annotation, biological process: proteasome assembly. NCBI's taxonomy places the organism in Eukaryota, Fungi, Ascomycota, Eurotiomycetes, Chaetothyriales, Herpotrichiellaceae. Bases 111 to 596 code for a protein of 161 amino acids. The record is from RefSeq and is a predicted model, not a curated record.